UUCAUUUCCGAUCGUGCGUCGGUAGACACGCUACACAUUGCUUCUCUAGCAAUAAUUUGAAUAAACAACUUUAAAAUGGGUUUUGGAGAUCUUAAAUCACAGUCUGGUGUUCAAGCACUUAAUGAAUUUCUUGCGGAACGCAGUUACAUUGAAGGCUUUGUUCCUUCACAAGCAGACAUUGCUGUUUAUGAUGCAUUAAGCAAGGCCCCAGAAGCAAGUCUACCACAUGCCCUUCGUUGGUACAAUCAUAUUACAUCAUAUCAGAGCCAGAAAGACAGUUUGCCAGGUGUAAAGAAACCAGUAGACUCCUAUGGUCCUGCUGGAGCUGCCCCUGCCAAAGUAGCUGCUCCCGCACCUGAUGAUGAUGACGACGAUGAUGACCUUUUUGGCUCUGAUGAUGAAGAAACUAAAGCUUUAAAAGCUAAGCGUCUUGAAGAAUAUGAAGCCAAAAAAGCUAAAAAGCCAGUACUGAUUGCAAAAAGUAACAUUAUUUUAGACGUAAAGCCUUGGGAUGAUACAACAGAUAUGAAUGAAAUAGAAAAAUGUGUGCGUUCAAUUGAGACUGAUGGCUUGCUAUGGGGAGCCUCUAAGUUUGUCCCCGUGGGUUAUGGUAUCAGGAAACUACAGAUCAGCUGUGUAGUUGAGGAUGACAAGGUCAGCACCGACUUCUUAGAAGAAGAGAUUACCAAAUUUGAGGAACUUGUCCAGUCUGUUGAUAUUUUUGCAUUUAACAAAGUUUAAACUUUAACUAUUUAAAUAAACAAUACAGAUAAUUUUUGUCAGGUUUUUCUUUUUGAAAUAAAAAUGUGUAGACAGUAAUGAC
Physella acuta is the source of this 823-nucleotide messenger RNA. Its product is annotated as elongation factor 1-beta. The record is from RefSeq and is a predicted model, not a curated record. Gene Ontology annotation, molecular function: guanyl-nucleotide exchange factor activity; translation elongation factor activity. Lineage: Eukaryota; Metazoa; Mollusca; Gastropoda; Physidae. Gene Ontology annotation, cellular component: cytosol; eukaryotic translation elongation factor 1 complex. Gene Ontology annotation, biological process: translational elongation.